GAGUCGAAAUUAAACAGCACACCCUGCAGCACUCUUAGUAUCACUCCCCCUUCCAUCAACGUACCAGUGCUCGAGCCGAGAAGGUUCACGAUGGAUAUCCUCUUCUCUGCAAUCGUAGGCGACCUCUUCGGCAGGUCCGCAUCCUUCGUGAUUAACAAAUACUGCCAGCAGCAGCCUGACAUCGGCAUGAUUCUCCAGAGGCUAGAGAGAGUUGUACUGAGAAUCGACACCGUUGUCGAGGAGGCAGAGGGGCGGCACAUCCCCAACCAGGGGAUGCUCCGUCAGCUCAAGCUGCUGAAGCAAGGAAUGUACAGAGGCCACUACAUUCUUGAUGCCUUGAGAUUUCAAGCCAUUGGCAAGGAGGGGGAGCACAAAGAGGGGGAUGGGGGGAGCCGCUCAUCUUCUGCACUGUCUAAAUUCAGUCCAGCCAAACGGCUUCGUUUCUCUCGCAACGGCAGUGGUAGCUGCAACAGAGGAGCACAAUUGUUUGGUACAAACAACAACAUACAAGAAGAGCUACAACGGGUGGUUGACACCCUUGAAGACACAAUGGCUGGUAUGAAGGAAUUUCAUUUCUUCUUGAAGUUGUAUCCUCGGGUAAUGCGCCAACCUUACGGCGCAUAUUUGCUCUUGGACAAUUGCAUGUUUGGUCGCCAAACCGAACGGCAACGGAUCCUGAAUUUCUUGCUGUGUUCCGGUGCUGCUCCAGAUUUGGCUGUACUUCCGAUUGUUGGUCCAAUACGAGUAGGAAAGAGGACUCUUGUUGAGUAUGUGUGUAGGGAGGAGAGUGUGCGCACUCGCUUCUCGAUGAUCCUCUUCUUUCCAGAGGGCAGUCUCAAGGAUGAAAGAGUUAUCGACCUGAAAGGUAACAAUAUUGACGGUCUUGUCAAACAUCACAAUUGUGCUUCUCAAAACAGGUUGCUGAUUAUUGUCGAUAUAGCUGAGGGCAUUAACGAGGAAACAUGGAGAAGUCUGAAAUCUUCCGCAGCCUGCAUGACACCGUGUGGUGGGAGUAAAAUUAUAAUCACCAGUCGAUCAGAUAGAAUUGUGUGUCUGGGAACAACAGAAGCACUUCGAUUGGACUAUCUGCCUCAAGAAGCCUAUUGGUAUUUUUUCAAGUCGCUUGUAUUUGGGAGCACAAAUCCUGAAGAGGAGCCAAAACUGGUUACGAUGGCCAUGGAGAUCGCUUUGGAACAGAAACAAUGUUUCACAAUUGCGCGUAUCAUUGCUGGGAUACUGAGAGAUAACUUCAAUCCUCGAUUUUGGCACACAGUUCUUGAAUGUAUGAGAGCAUAUAAACAGGCGCACUACCUAAAUUCUGACAAGCAUCCAAAUCUUUGUUUGCGGGAAGAUGAACCAGUGUAUUAUUGGCGAUUGGGGAGGAGCAGUAACUUCUUGGUUUGCAAUCAUCGUCAGUUAGAUUCCAGUGAGGAUGUCCCUAAGAUCAGUGUGCAAGACAUCAUCUUAGGAUGUGGUGGUAAACUACCACAUGGGAAAUUUGAGGCUCUUGAAUGGAGGUCCCGCAUACCACCCUACAACAACUACACAAUUAACUGUGAGGUGAAAGCACCAAAACCUAUGGCGGAUAGGAAGAAGCGUGUAUCUCAGGAUGAAGGCCGUUUUAUUUGAGUAACACAUUCUCUGUGAGUCUGCCACUAGCAUCAUGUAUAUGCUAUGUAUUGUCUUGAGAAUUAGAAAUUAUUAUUGCACAGUCUUAAUUUAGGAACCUUGUGGCUCUUGCCAAGUUAGUUAACAUAUAUGUCUGUUAAUGUGAAGGCAUGGUGGAGUACUAUCCUAGUAGUAUAUAAGUUUCGCAUGUCGAGUACACCGUGACUGUGUGUGUGUAAGUACUUUGAGAGUCAAGUCAAUGUUUGAGUUACCUGUUAAAUAAGAGUCGAAGAAAAAAUCUGUAGAGGAGUCUGUAUCCUGUUGAUCUGGAUACUAUGGGUACCAUAUAAACCCAAGCCUUGUAAUAUAUCUUGAAUAUGAAGAAAAAAGUAGAUAAAAUGCCCUAAA
This is a messenger RNA of Lolium perenne, 2016 nucleotides long. RefSeq names its product disease resistance protein RGA2. NCBI's taxonomy places the organism in Eukaryota, Viridiplantae, Streptophyta, Magnoliopsida, Poales, Poaceae. The record is from RefSeq and is a predicted model, not a curated record.